This is a messenger RNA of Talpa occidentalis (Iberian mole), 6953 nucleotides long. RefSeq names its product notch receptor 4 (gene NOTCH4). The transcript is spliced from 29 exons. Lineage: Eukaryota; Metazoa; Chordata; Mammalia; Eulipotyphla; Talpidae. Gene Ontology annotation, cellular component: plasma membrane; protein-containing complex. Gene Ontology annotation, molecular function: calcium ion binding; protein binding; signaling receptor activity. The record is from RefSeq and is a predicted model, not a curated record. Gene Ontology annotation, biological process: Notch signaling pathway; establishment or maintenance of epithelial cell apical/basal polarity; regulation of DNA-templated transcription. The coding region runs from base 101 to 6172 and encodes 2023 amino acids.
GCCCAGCAGGAGGAGGAAGGGCCUGGAAGCAGAGGUGGCAGCUCAGUGCGGGUCCUGCCUGCAGAGGUGGAGGGGCCUGGGCUGGGGCAGGGGCUCUGGCAUGCAGCUCCCCUCACUGUCGCUGCUGCUGCUGUAUUGCUCAGUCGUCAAGACCAGAGGGCUGCAUUGUGGGAGCGCCCCAGGACCCUGUGCCAACGGAGGGACCUGCCUGAGCCUGUCUAGGGGACCAGGCACCUGCCAGUGCGCUCCCGGCUUCCUGGGUGAGACAUGCCAGUUUGCUGACCCCUGCCGGGAUGCCCAGCCCUGCAAGAAUGGGGGCAGCUGUCAGGUCCUGUUUCCCACCCUACAGGGUACCCCCAGUCCUCCCUUUCUCUCAGCCCCCAGCUUCUUUUGCACCUGCCCCUCUGGCUUUACUGGCAAGAGGUGUCAGGCCCCGCUCAAGGACCCCUGUGCUUCCUUCUGUUCCAAAAUGGGCCGCUGCCACAUCCAGGCCUCAGGCCUCCCGAGGUGCUCCUGCCUACCUGGAUGGACAGGUGAGCAGUGCCAGCUUCGGGACUUCUGCUCAUCCAACCCCUGCAUCAAUGGAGGGGUGUGUCUGACCACGUACCCCCAGAUCCAGUGCCGCUGCCCACCUGGCUUCGAGGGCCAUGCCUGCGAACAUGACGUCAACGAGUGUUACCGGGACCCAGACCUCUGCCCCCAGGGCACCACCUGCCAUAACACCCUGGGAUCCUUCCAGUGUCUCUGCCCUGCUGGGCGGGAGGGUGCCGGCUGUGAGCUCCAGCCAGGACAAUGCCCCUCCAGGGGCUGUCUCAACGGGGGCACCUGCCAGCUGGUUCCAAAGAAGGAGUCCAUCUUUCACCGCUGCCUCUGUGCUCCAGGUUUCACAGGCCUGGACUGUGAGGUGAAUCCAGACAACUGUGUCGGACACCAGUGCCAGCAUGGGGGCACCUGCCAGGAUGAGCUGGGCACCUAUACCUGCCUCUGCCCAGAGGCCUGGACAGGCUGGGAUUGCUCUGAAGAUGUGAACGAAUGUGAGACUCAGGGUCCCCCUCGCUGCAGAAAUGGGGGCACCUGCCAGAACUUGGCUGGCGGCUUCCAUUGCGUAUGUGUGAGUGGCUGGGGAGGCCCAGGCUGCGAGGAGAACCUGGACGACUGUGCGGCCGCCACCUGUGCCCCAGGAGCCACCUGCAUUGACCGCGUGGGCUCCUUCUCCUGCCUCUGCCCACCUGGCCGCACUGGCCUCCUGUGCCACAUGGAGGACAUGUGUCUGAGCCAGCCCUGCCACGGGGAAGCCCAGUGCAGCACCAACCCCCUGACGGGCUCUGCACUCUGCCUGUGCCAGCCUGGCUACACAGGGCCCACCUGCCACCAGGACCUGGACGAAUGUCAGAUGGCCCAGCAAGGUGCCAGCCCCUGUGAACACGGGGGCUCCUGUCUCAACACCCCCGGCUCCUUUGACUGCCUCUGCCCCCCGGGCUACACGGGCUCCCGCUGUGAGGCCGAUCACAAUGAGUGCCUAUCCCAGCCCUGCCACCCCGGGAGCACCUGCCUGGACCUGCUCGCCACCUUCCACUGCCUGUGCCCACCAGGCCUAGAAGGGCAGCUCUGCGAGGUGGAGACAGACGAGUGCGCCUCGGCUCCGUGCCUGAACCAGGCUGACUGCCGCGACCUGCUAAACGGAUUCCUGUGCGUCUGCCUGCCCGGAUUCACUGGCUCCCGCUGCGAGGUGGACCUGGACGAGUGCAGCAGCUCGCCCUGCGCCAAUGGGGGGCAGUGCCAGGACCAGCCUGGAUCCUUCCUCUGCGAGUGUCUCCCAGGCUUCCAAGGCCCUCGCUGUCAGGCGGAGGUGGACGAGUGCCUGAGUGGCCCGUGCCCUGCUGGAGCCAGCUGCCUCGAUCUCCCCGGAGCCUUCUUUUGCCUCUGCCCCUUGGGCUUUACAGGUGAUCUCUGUGAUGUUCCCCUGUGUGCCCCCAACCUGUGCCAGUCCAAGCAGAGAUGCCAGACUCGGGAGGACAAAGCACACUGCUUCUGCCCCGACGGAAGCCCGGGCUGUGCCCCCGCUGAGGACAACUGCACCUGCCACCAUGGGCACUGCCUCAGCUCUUCCUGUGUGUGCGACAUGGGUUGGACAGGCCCAGAGUGUGAGGCAGAGCUGGGGGGCUGCGUCUCCACGCCCUGUGCCCAUGGGGGGACCUGCCACCCCCAGGCCUCUGGCUACAACUGCACUUGCCCCACAGGCUACACAGGGCCCACCUGUGGUGAGGAGGUGACAGCCUGUCACUCAGGGCCCUGUCUCAAUGGCGGCUCCUGCAGCCCCAGCCCGGGCGGCUACUCCUGCACUUGCCCUCCUGGCCACACCGGGAUGCGCUGCCAGACCAGCACCGACCACUGUGCCUCCGCACCCUGCCUCAACGGGGGUACCUGUGUGAACAGGCCCGGCACCUCCUCCUGCCUCUGCGCCACAGGCUUCCAGGGCCCGCGGUGUGAGGGAAGGGUCCGCCCCAGCUGUGCAGACAGACCCUGUAGGAACAGGGCGACCUGUCAAGAUGGCCCUCAGGGUCCCCGCUGCCUCUGCCCCCCUGGCUACACAGGAAGCCUCUGCCAGACACUGCUGGACUCAUGUGCCCAGAAGCCCUGUCCCCUCCAUGCCCACUGCCUCCAAGCUGGACCCUCCUUCCGGUGCCUGUGCAUCCAGGGAUGGACGGGGCCUCUCUGCAACGUGCCGCUGUCUUCCUGCCAGAAGGCUGCCCUGAGCCAAGGCACAGAAGUGUCUUCCCUGUGCCAGAACGGAGGCCUCUGCGUGGACAGCGGCCCCUCCUAUGUCUGCCGCUGCGCGCCUGGGUUCCGGGGCAGCAUGUGCCAGGACAGGGUGAGCCCCUGUGAAUCCAGGCCCUGCCAACAUGGGGCCACUUGCCUGGCCCAGCCCAAUGGUUACCUCUGCCAGUGUGCCCCAGGCUACAGCGGACAGAACUGCUCAAAGGAACCCGAUGCGUGUCAAUCCCAGCCCUGUCAUAACCAUGGGACCUGCACUUCUAAGCCUGGAGGCUUCCACUGCACCUGCCCUCCAGGCUUUGUGGGGCUGCGCUGUGAGGGGGACGUGGAUGAGUGUCUGGACCGGCCCUGCCACCCAACAGGCACUGCAGCCUGCCACUCUCUGGCCAAUGCCUUCUACUGCCAGUGUCUACCUGGAUACACAGGCCAGUGGUGUGAAGUGGAGAUAGACCCCUGCCAGAGCCAGCCCUGUGCCCAUGGAGGGUCUUGUGAGGCCAGAGCCGGACCACCCCCAAGUUUCACCUGCCUCUGCCCCCAGGGUUUUGAAGGCCCCACCUGCAGUCACAGAGCCCCCUCCUGCGGCCUCCAUCACUGCCACCAUGGUGGCUUGUGUCUGCCCUCCCCAAAGCCUGGCUUCCCACCCCGCUGUGCCUGCCUCGAUGGCUACGGAGGCCCUGACUGCCUGACCCCGCCAGCUCCCCAAGGCUGCGGCCCUCCCUCUCCAUGCCUACACAAUGGCAGCUGUUCAGAGAUCCAGGGGCUGGGGGGCCUGGGCUUUCGAUGUUCCUGCCCUCCAAGCUCUCCAGGGCCCAGGUGCCAGAGGCCUGGAGCCAAGGGGUGUGAGGGCAGAGGUGGAGAUGGGACCUGCGAUGCUGGCUGCAGUGGCCCAGGAGGAAACUGGGAUGGAGGGGACUGUUCCUUGGGGAUCCCAGACCCCUGGAAAGGCUGCCCUUCCCAAGCUCGGUGCUGGCUUCUCUUCCGGGACGGCCAGUGCCACCCACAGUGUGACUCUGAAGAGUGCCUGUUUGAUGGCUACGACUGUGAGACUCCUGCAGCCUGCACUCCUGCCUAUGACCAGUACUGCCGUGAUCACUUCCACAAUGGCCACUGCGAGAAAGGCUGCAACACUGCAGAAUGUGGCUGGGAUGGGGGUGACUGCAGCCCCAGAGACGGGGAUGCGGAGUGGGGGCCCUCCCUGGCCCUGCUGGUGGUGCUGAGCUCCCCAGUCCUGGACCAGCAGCUGCUCGCCCUGGCCCGGGUACUAUCCCUGACUCUAAGGGUGGGGCUCUGGGUGAGGAAGGACAGUGACGGCAGGGACAUGGUCUACCCCUACCCUGGGACCCAGGCCGAAAAGGAGCUAGGAGGAACCCCAGACCCCUCCCAUCAGGAGAGAGCAGCCCCUCAGGGCAAGGAGACAGACUCCCUCAGCACUGGGUUUGUGGUGGUGAUGGGUGUGGAUUUGUCCCACUGUGGCCCUGACCACCCUGCAUCCCGCUGUCCCUGGGACCCUGGACUCCUGCUCCGUUUCCUUGCUGCGAUGGCUGCAGUGGGAGCCCUCGAGCCCCUACUGCCAGGACCCCUACUGGCUGCCCACCCUCGUGCAGGCACUGAGCCCCCCAACAACCAGCUUCCCUGGCCUGUGUUGUGCUCACCCAUAGCCGGGGUGCUUCUCCUGGCCCUUGGGGCUCUUCUCGUCCUCCAGCUCAUUCGGCGGCGGCCCCGCAGAGAGCAUGGGGCCCUCUGGCUGCCCCCUGGGUUUACUAGAAGGCCUCGGACACAGUCAGUCCCGCACCGACGCCGGCCCCCCCUGGGUGAGGACAGCAUCGGCCUCAAGACACUGAAAUCAUCAGAGGCAGAAGUUGAUGAGGAUGGAGUUGUGAUAUGCUCAGGUCCUGAGGAAGGAGAGGAGGUAGGUCAAACGAAAGCACUGAGUCAAGGUGAUGGAGGGGUCGAAGGGACAAGCCAGUUGCCUUCGCUGACCCUUGCUCUGAUCUCCAAGGUUGAUGAAAUGGCCUCACCCUCCAAGUGCCAGCUCUGGUCUCUGAGGGGUGACUGCAAGGAGCUACCCCCAGCGAUCAUGCUGACUCCUCCCCAGGAGACUGAGAUGGAGGUACCUGACAUGGACUCCCAUGGACCUGAUGGGGUGACACCCUUGAUGUCAGCAGUCUGCUGUGGGGGAGUAGAGUCCAGGACCUUCCAGGGAGCAUGGUUAGGCGGCCUUGAGCCCUGGGAACCUCUACUGGGUGGAGGGGCCUGUCCCCAGGCUCACACCAUGGGCACUGGGGAGACCCCCCUUCACCUGGCAGCACGGUUCUCUCGGCCAACGGCUGCCCGGCGCCUCCUUGAAGCUGGAGCCAACCCCAACCAGCCUGACAGAGCAGGACGCACCCCUCUUCACACUGCUGUGGCUGCUGAUGCUCGGGAGGUCUGCCAGCUCCUACUUCGAAGCAGACAAACUGCAGUGGAUGCACGGACAGAAGACGGGACCACAGCCCUGAUGUUAGCUGCCAGGCUGGCAGUGGAGGACCUGGUUGAAGAACUGAUUGCAGCCCAAGCCGAUGUGGGAGCCCGAGAUAAAUGGGGAAAAACCGCGCUGCACUGGGCCGCCGCCGUGAACAAUGCCCGGGCCGCCCACUCCCUCCUCCAAGCCGGAGCGGAUAAAGACGCCCAGGACAACAGGGAGCAGACGCCGCUAUUCCUGGCAGCCCGAGAAGGGGCGGUGGAGGUAGCCCAGCUGCUGCUGGGGCGAGGGGCGGCCCGAGGGCUCCGGGACCAGACCGGUUUGGCGCCCGGGGACAUCGCCCGCCAGCGCAACCACUGGGAUCUGCUGACGCUGCUGGAAGGGGCGGGGCCGUCGGAGGCACGUCACAAAGCCACGCCGGGCCGGGGCGCCAGCCUGUGCCCGCGCGCUCGUUCUGCGUCGGGAAGCGUGCCCCCAUCAGGGGGCGGGGCUUUGCCGCGCGGCCGGACACUGUCAAGCGGAGCCGGCCCGCGUGGGGGCGGAGCUUGUCUGCGAGCGCCGACUUUGUCUGUAGACUUGGCCGCGCGCGGGGGCGGGGCCUAUUCUCAGUGCCUGAGCCUAUCGAAGGGAAGGACAGGAGGAGGCGGCCCGCCCCCCCGCGGCCCUAGAUUCUCAGCGGGCAUGCGCGGGCCGCGGCCCGGCCCUGGCAAAGUGCGAGGAAAAUCCGGGGUCGCGCCGGGGAGUGGGGGUGCGGCCUCAGCUGAUGACUGGCCCGGUGAUUGGGCGGCCCUGGGUGCCUGCGGUCCCGCCUCCAGCAUUCCGAUCCCGCUUCCUUGCCUGACUCCGUCCCCGGAGCAGGGAUCUCCUCAAGUUGCCUGGGGUUCACCAGCCCACCAAGUAAUACCCUUCAGUGCGGGAAGCGAUGACCAAAAGUAGAAGGCGCCACAGCAGGGAGGGGCUCUAAAGUGAAUGCCCGUUAAGUGACAGGCAGUGUGGGAAAUCGGAGUUUAAGAUCCUCGCGUUCCAAAAGUGAAGGAUGAUGAGUGUAGUGUCCCGCCCAAAAGGAAUGAAUGCCCACCAGAACCGUUGUCGUCUACCCCGGGGAGAAGCUGCAGCCCUGAGAAGAGGGUUCAGAGUGGUGGCAUGAAGCGGGUCCAGCCCUUCUCCCGGAAAAUAAGGAUGAGGAGCCACAAAAGGAUCGAGUGGAGUGGGGGAAGAGAUAAGAUAUACAAAAUUCUUUACAUAGUUCCCAAAAGAGCCUCUAUCGCCCAUCACCCCUACUACCUAAAAAUGGAUAACAUAUUUAUUGAGCACCUACUAUGUGCCAGGUACUGUGUAGGUGCUGAAGGGAGGGCCAAAGUCCACUCCGGCUGAUGACUCCUUGCAUUCUCCCCACGCCCCACCCCCAAACAAACCACUGCAGGGAUGAAGCGCCACAGUUCUUAUAGUCCCCGUUAUCUAUUUAAGAACCCCAAGUCUUUUUUACCCUAUAAUAAAGCUGAUUUGAAAUGUUACUUUUUAAAAGAGAAUUGUUAAGUGGAAUGGGAGAAAAUGUUGGGAGUGCUUUCAGAAUUUUGUGCUCUAAGUUCAACAUUUGGAUAAUGGCUUUGAGUAUAGUUUAAGAGCAAGAGUAAAUAGAUUUGGGGGUCCCAUGUUAAUUUAGGGUAUUAUCUGAAAGAAGAGUCUCUAUUAGCCCAGGAGCAACACACACACACAC